UUUUGACAAAACAAAUCAACACAUGUGGAGGAACGCGCCUUCGCUUGGGGCCCUCUGACCGUCAAUUAUUGGCGAUUGUUGCAUACGCAGAACUCGUCUUAUCGCUCGCGCACACUUAAAACCAUCGUCAACAGAGCUACGUAGGACAUUGACGUAAUAACGUUUUAGCUGAUCGCUUCGUAACAAUUGAUACUUAAGUCGCAUUUUCCUACGUACAAUUAUCAAAUAGUACCUAAAUAUGUCCCUGAUGACCACGGUACGACUGAUGGCUCGGAUGAGCACCCGACAGCAGCUUCCGGCCAAGUACAUGGCAACACGAUUGGUUCACAGCGAAACGGAGAACUCUACUGCUAAUGGUUGCGAGCUUGCAAAAUUUCCAGGUGCGCAAGCGGCUUACAUUGGAAAGCCGGUAAUGGCACUACCGGGAAACACCGAAACUCUUCCAAUCUAUCGAGCAAUGAAUGUUGAUGGUGUGUUUGAUGAUCCCUCACAGGAUCCUAACCUGAGUCGUGAAGUAGUUCAGAAGAUGUUCCGAGAUAUGGUGUUGUUGAACACGAUGGAUAAGAUUCUCUACGAAUCGCAGCGCCAAGGAAGGAUUUCAUUUUACAUGACUAACUUUGGUGAAGAGGCUAGCCACAUCGGUAGUGCUGCAGCCUUGAGCCCUGAUGAUUGGGUGUACGGGCAAUACCGAGAAGCAGGAGUGCUGGUAUGGCGUGGCUACACGAUUUCUGAUUUUGUGAACCAGUGCUAUGGUAACCGCGAGGAUGAAGGCAAAGGUCGCCAGAUGCCGGUCCAUUACGGGUCUAAGAAGUUAAAUUUUGUUACAAUCUCGUCCCCUCUGGGAACUCAGAUCCCUCAGGCGGUUGGUGCGGCCUACGCCUUCAAACUACAACCCAACAACGAUCGAUGUGUAAUCACCUACUUCGGAGAAGGUGCAGCAUCGGAAGGAGAUGCCCAUGCUGCUUUCAAUUUCGCAGCUACGUUAGAAUGUCCGGUGAUUUUCUUUUGCCGUAACAACGGGUUCGCCAUUUCGACUCCUUCAACGGAACAAUACCGAGGGGACGGUAUCGCCGGACGUGCCGCCGGUUACGGCAUUGCAGCACUGCGUUUCGAUGGAACUGAUACGUUUGCGGUCUACAACGCCACGAAGCAAGCCCGAGAGUACGUUCUGAAGCAUAACAAACCGAUCGUAUUGGAAGCUAUGCAGUACCGUAUUGGGCAUCAUUCAACAUCGGACGAUAGUACGGCUUACCGGUCGGUGGAGGAUCUUGAAAUUUGGAACACGGUUGAGCAUCCAAUCACGAAAUUGAAGAACUACAUGAAGCAACGCAAUUGGUUCAACGAGGAAGAGGAGGAGAAGCAUGUCAAAGCGAUUCGUAAACAGGUGCUAGCCCAGAUCAACCAGUCGGAGAAGAUUCCGAAACCGGACUGGCGCGAAAUGUUCCAGGAUGUGUAUCAUGAAAUGCCGACGCACUUGAAAGAGCAGAUGAAACAGAUGGAGGAACAUGUGGAGAAGUUCAAGGAACACUAUCCGUUGAAGGAUUUUAAAAACUGAUGCUGAUACUCGAGAUAACAUACUGCUAUGGAGAUCCCUUGGUUGAGCUUAAACAAAAUCAAUCAGUACGGUACCAUAGGGUGAAAGGAAAAGCAGUGGAAACAUGGCCCGGGGGGCAGUGAAUAAAGUGCAUUUAUUAAUUUGUAGUUUGCUAUGAUUCUCAAGAUUUUUUGUCUUCCUGGAUACAGACAGUCAUUGGCGCAACGCUAUUAGUUCAAUUCAUACAAUAAGCGUACAAUAAAUUUGUAUAUUUUUACAAAAA
Molecule: messenger RNA, 1817 nt
Organism: Armigeres subalbatus
Lineage: Eukaryota; Metazoa; Arthropoda; Insecta; Diptera; Culicidae
Gene: BckdhA
Product: 2-oxoisovalerate dehydrogenase subunit alpha, mitochondrial
Exons: 2
Coding region: 239-1555 (438 amino acids)
Biological process (GO): branched-chain amino acid catabolic process
Molecular function (GO): oxidoreductase activity, acting on the aldehyde or oxo group of donors, disulfide as acceptor
Source: RefSeq, a predicted model, not a curated record